Molecule: messenger RNA, 1234 nt
Organism: Orycteropus afer afer
Lineage: Eukaryota; Metazoa; Chordata; Mammalia; Tubulidentata; Orycteropodidae
Gene: TMEM150C
Product: transmembrane protein 150C
Source: RefSeq, a predicted model, not a curated record
AAAGCUGUAGGUGUGUGGACAGAAGGGAGCCAGCCAGAAGGUUACAACGGGUCAGGAAUAAAUAACCACCAGGCGGUGGCUCCCAUAUACUGUCCUUCCUUUUGUUGGGUGAGGAGCGCCAGGCAAACGCGUCCACAAAGGCUUUGGAAGGAAGCGAUUCGACCAUCCACACCCGGCUCCAGCCUGGGCAUUACAGGCAUGGAUGGGAAGAAAUGCAGCGUCUGGAUGUUUUUGCCUCUUGUAUUUACCUUGUUUACUUCAGCUGGAUUGUGGAUAGUAUACUUCAUAGCUGUGGAAGAUGACAAAAUUUUCCCGUUAAAUUCAGAGGAAAGGAAACCUGGUGUGAAACAUGCACCAUAUAUAAGUAUUGCAGGUGAUGAACCUCCUGCCAGCUGUGUGUUUAGCCAAGUAAUGAACAUGGCAGCAUUUCUAGCCCUUGUGGUAGCAGUUCUACGCUUCAUACAACUGAAACCAAAGGUUUUAAACCCGUGGCUGAAUAUCAGUGGAUUGGUGGCGCUGUGUCUGGCUUCUUUUGGAAUGACCUUACUUGGUAAUUUUCAGCUCACAAAUGAUGAAGAAAUCCAUAACGUUGGGACUUCCUUGACCUUUGGAUUUGGCACAUUGACCUGCUGGAUCCAGGCUGCAUUGACACUCAAAGUCAACAUCAAGAAUGAAGGACGGAAAGUUGGAAUUCCCAGAGUUGUUCUGUCAGCAUCUAUCACUCUUUGUGUGGUCCUCUACUUCAUCCUCAUGGCCCAAGGCAUCCACAUGUAUGCAGCCAGGAUCCAGUGGGGCCUAGUCAUGUGCUUCCUGUCUUACUUUGGCACCUUCGCUGUGGAGUUCCGACAUUAUCGCUAUGAGAUUGUUUGCUCUGAAUACCAAGAGAAUUUCCUAAGCUUCUCAGAAAGCCUGUCAGAAGCUUCUGAAUAUCAAACCGACCAGGUGUAACCCAUCAGCUUCUCCUUGCUGGUGAGGUGGGUGUGAUGGUGGGGGAGGGGCCAGGAGGAUACACUCACAGGACUUGACAUAUGACCUCAUGACACAUUUUUCACACACACGUUCACACAUAUACUGUGCAUCCAUUCAUGACCACAUUUGCCAAAUGAGCUUUUCAGGGCAAGUUAUUUCUUAAUGUAAAAGCACAAGCCCUUGUGUGUUGAAAUAUAUGCUGUUACACUGAACAUAUAUGCACGACAGAGCAAAAAACCUGUGCAUGACCAUGUCUCUUUCCCCU